Messenger RNA from Aplysia californica (California sea hare), 4928 nucleotides. RefSeq lists its product as uncharacterized. Gene Ontology annotation, molecular function: transmembrane receptor protein tyrosine kinase activity; ATP binding. NCBI's taxonomy places the organism in Eukaryota, Metazoa, Mollusca, Gastropoda, Aplysiida, Aplysiidae. The record is from RefSeq and is a predicted model, not a curated record. Gene Ontology annotation, cellular component: signaling receptor complex. Gene Ontology annotation, biological process: cell surface receptor protein tyrosine kinase signaling pathway; protein phosphorylation; multicellular organism development.
GCCUAGAAUCUAGAUCUAGAUCUGGUACUUGAGUGAAGGAAUUCGGCGACGUAGGCCUACGGUGUUUCAGUCAGUGGAACCUCGUGUCGUGUUGUGUUUGGAACAAUGGAUAUAGGUGUGCAUGCCAAAACACAGGGCCGCUGAGACGUGGCUGAUGUUCUGCAGACGGAUAGAUCUAAUCUCGAUCCUGGGGGGUUCCUGAGGAGCAUGCAAACUUGAACAUAAACUUUGUGUCAGGGAAUGUUGGGGUCACUCACUGACCGCCGGCCGGCAACAUGUCGUCUGCAAGUGGACGCCCAGAUGGUGGCGUGGCUAGAGGGCUCGCCCUGGCUCACCUACUGUGGCUGAGUCUGCUGCUCCCUCUACUCCUACUCCUGCUGCUGUCAACCUCAGCACCCACUACUGCUGCUGCUGCUUCGUACACGGCCGAGGAGGAUCUGUGCCCUGUCGGCGUCACUGAAUGUGGCUGGAUACAAGAAUGUUGAAAUUGCCUACUGCCCCAGUUAUGAGAAGCAAAAUAUCACAGCCUCGCUCGACCGAGUUUCAGGAAGAAUGGCUUCAAGACACUGCCAGCCCCCCAAGGUGAACACGGGCUCUGUUGCUGAGACGAUGGUGAACAUGGAGGCCUGGAUGACCGCGGGGUUCAACAAGGCUCCCUGGCUGGACACUGGUCAACUGCUGGACGCUGGGCCUCUCGGACCUCAGGGCAGGCUGGGCUGGUUUGUUCCCAUGUCCGUGGUGGAUCGCUUCUGGACCAACGGUCACCGGCACAUCGUUGACCACUGGAAAACCUUCACCGUCCCAAAUCUGGCUCGGCGGUUCUCCUGGUGGGGUCGACCCGAGCUGACCGCUGUAGAUGCUGAUUUCAGGCAACGGGCGUAUCGGAGUCCGAAAUGUCAAGAAAAUGCCCAAGGUCAACGGAAGAAGUGUGCUACACUCUUUGCGGCAUACAGAGAUUCAGGAAUCCUGGAAUCGCAGAUUGAAAACCUGGACUUAUGGGUAGAUAUUGUAUGGCUUGAAGAUCACUUUGACAAGUUUAUCAAAGAUCAGCUAGGUGCUAAUGAGCCCAUCCUUUUUUUCAACUGGCACCCCAACACGUUGAUUGCCUCGGGACAGUUUACCAGGAUCAGCUUUCCGGAGACACACAGAGACCAUAAAGACGUGCCUGAGGACUGUGACUUUCCCGUGAACCAACUCACCAAAGUCUUGUGGGGCCCCAUCAAGACCGGUGCGCCCGAAGCCUACCACAUCAUCUCCCACAUGACCUUCACCGACCUGGAGUACGACCACAUCAUCGCCAACGCCUCGGAGACAGACAGCUAUGUGCAGCAGCUGGCCUGUCACUGGGUGCAGCACAACCGAGCCAAGUGGGAGAAGUGGCUGCCCCUGGGACUCACGGAGAAGCCAAAGCUACACCUGGCUGGUCUGUUCCCACUCACAGGGAAUUCCUGGUCACAGCCUGGGCUAGUGUUAGGUGCCAAACUUGCGGUGGAGCUGGUGAACCUUGACCCCAACACAUUGCCCAACCACACGCUGGAGCUGCUGGUGGCAGACACAGAGUGCCAGUACGACACGGCCAUCAGCAGGUUCAUAUCUAUGGUCCUGGAGCCUGAGCCGCCCAUCGUGGGAAUACUAGGUACCGGAUGUUCUGAUCCUGCAGAGCGCAUCGCGUCCCUCUCCAAACAUUUCCACAUGCUGAUGGUGAGCUAUGGCGCUGAGGCCCAGGACCUAUCGGACAGACAGAAAUAUCCAUACUUCUUCCGCACAGUUCCACCAGUGCAGCAUUACACGUAUGUGUACCCAGACCUUUUCAAAGAGCUUGGCUGGGAUGUGGUCGGAGCACUCGCUGAGGGAGGCCAGGAGUUCCCAGGGUAUCACCUGACCUUACAGGAUCGACUCCACCACCAUGGCAUAUCUCUCAUCGUACGCAGGAAGUUCCUUAACACCACCGGAACACCAGGCGUUAGAGAGAUACUGCAGGAAUUCAAAAUGCAAAACGUGCGGGUAAUCAUAGCAGAUGUGUUCAGCAACGUGGCGAGAGAGAUUAUGUGUGAAGCGUACAAAUUGCAAAUGACAGCCCACGACGGGUAUGUGUGGUUCCUACCUUCCUGGUACCCUGAAGACUGGGUGGAUGUAGAGUAUUACAACAGCGAGCCGAACCACCAGGAGGCCUAUGCUCAGAGGGAAAAUGUGCCCUGCACCUCCGCUCAAGUAGAGUAUGCGGCCCAAGGUCAUUUUGUGCUGUCAAAGGCGUUCACAGCUCCUGCAGAUACGGAGGUGGCGGGAGGCAUCUCGGUGAAUGAUUAUCGGACGUUGUAUGCUCGUCGCUGUGGAGAACAGAACGUAGAAGAGAGCAAGUUUGCCAGCUUUGUGUACGACGCUGUGUGGGUCUACGCCAAUGGCUUGCACAACUUGCUAGAGCGACACCCCGGAGCACUGGAGAGUUUGCACACGAAGAGCACAGCAGACAUCUUUAGAGCGGAAAUCAGCAGUUUGAGCUUCAGCGGUGUUUCUGGUUGGAUCAAGUUCCACGGCAGUGAUAGGAAUUCUGAUUUGGUAAUCCUUCAAGUGUUCUCUAACGAAACUCGUCAGAUCGGCCAAUUUGUCCCAUCCUCUGACCCCGACAACAAGGCCGGGCUAUUGCACAUGGACACAAGUCUCAUCAAGUGGCUGUCUCCCAGGGGCAACUCACAAAAUGGAGUAGAACAAGGCGGCGAGGAAUGCCCCAUUGAGAGUUUCCGGGCUCAGCUUGGAGUGUCUUGCAUCAUGGCAAGCAUCAUGGUGAUAGGCAUGGCCUUUGUUGGAUUCAUUGUCAUUGUCAUCGUCUUCCUCAUCCUCAUCAAGCAUAGGUGUGAUGUCAAGAUGAGAAAACUGCGAGCGGCUCACGAAAGAAUUAAAGAACUGGGGCUGUUGAAUGAAGAAUACUCACACAUUCUCACUGUGGACGACUGGGAAAUCCCCCUCAAGAAUGUUGUGGUCAACCGAGAGCUGGGUGAAGGGGCCUUUGGCACUGUUAUGGGAGGGGAAAUGUACAAAGAAGGAGAAGGAUGGGUUGCUGUGGCUGUGAAGACGCUCAAACUUCACCGCACCAUGCAGGAAAAGUUGGACUUCUUUAGUGAAGUGGACAUGAUGAAGGGGCUGAGUCACCAAAACAUUGUGCAGCUAUGGGGGGUGUGCACCAGGAAAGAGCCGAUGUACGCAGUCAUGGAGUUUCUCCUUCACGGUGACCUGAAGACUUACCUCCUGUCUCGCCGCAGCCUGGUGGGUCAGGGAGUGAAGGAGGCGGAGGACGUGAAAGCUGCCAACCUCACGCAGAUGGCCGUCGACGUCGCUCUAGGGCUCGGCUACCUGCACUCUCUCAAGUUUGUGCACAGGGACUUGGCCUGCCGUAACUGUUUGGUGCACGCCAACAAAACGGUGAAGAUUGGAGACUUUGGCAUGACCCGACAUGUAUCCAGCACAGACUACUAUCGCUUUAGUCGGAGAGCAAAUCGUUCAUCCACUGGUGCAUGUCCACGGACCCGGGCUACCGUCCAGACCUGGACGACAUCGUAUCCUACCUCAAAUUCAGCCCGUCGUUCCUCACCCCUUGCCUGGACGCUCCGACAACCAGCGUGGUGCACGAGGACACCGACUCUCUGGAGAUGCCUCUGCCCGAUAAGUCGCUCGGUCAUUCCUACGCAGGAGGGGUGGAGCAAGACCCGGCGCCCUCGAAACACGAAAAACUGGGCAAAAAGAAAACAUUUUCUGUGUUAGGUUUACCCUCACUGAGUAAAUCGGCGAAAAGUUCUGUGAAUCGUAGGUCCCCGCGUUCGUCGCGGUCGUCUUCAGUGUGCACAGACACUCUCCACAGCGCCAGCGUGUGUGGACUGUACUCUUCUAUGAUAGGAGGGAACAACCUGGACGAAGCCAGCGGCAGUGCCGACAAUGUUUUCAGGUCGCGGAGCUGUGAUUUCGUCAAUGAGUCAGAGCUAAAAGAGUUUGAUUCUGACCGGGGCAGCCGUGGAGACGGGAGUGCUAUUGUUUGUGACGGUGAACAGAGCAUUUCCCAGCAGCAUUCAUUUGGUUCGGAUCAUAAGUAUUUGUCGUCAAUUCUGUCUCGUGAAAGAGAAGAAGAGAGCAGCGGUUAUUUGAGCCAGGAGUCGAAACAAAUUUGUCAGACGGUGACAUCACUGUGAAUAUUCCGUGGUCUGACUGUUUUUGCUUAAAGUUUAGAGACUUUGUUCAUGCUUCAUCUAGUGUAGCAUACUGGUUCGUUCAUGGAAAAUUAUUGCUUGUAUUAGCUUUAUCUAUCAGUGAUGGAUUAUUUAUUUUCUCGCCUGGCGUGUUGUUCAGAUGGAUACAUGCUGUCAGCAGUGACUGAGACAUUAGAAUAACAUGCAGACUAGAUCAACGUAAAGACUAGACCGACAUGAAGACCGGCUCUUCAUUAUAGGCACCUAGUAGUGAACUCUCUUAUUAGUUGUUUAUGCAUGUGUUUAUAGUAUUCUGAGGAUGAGUAGUGUCUUACAAAGUACUCAUAUAUAAUGGGUUCAAUCCCGUUAAUUGACUUAAUGUAAUUUAACAUAUAUUAUUAUUGUUUCCUUAGACUAACAGGAGGCCACUGUCAAUGUUGUUGACUGGAGAACAGAAAGCUGUUACUGCCUGUACUAUAUGCCGUGCUUCAAAAUUCUCAGCACAUUGUGCUAUGAUGAUGAUGAUGAUGAUGAUAACUAUAGUUCCGUUUAUAUAGCACAUAUCCAGGCUCUACAGCAUGUUCUAUGUGCUUUGCAACAAUUAUUGCCUUAGAACACUUGGAAACUUUCUCGACUUUCCGGGAAGCGUACAGCGCAAACUGUGUGUUGCUCAUGCUAAAACACUAACAGACUGACACUGACAAGAACUUACGCUGUCUAUAGCUGAGUACCCUUUCCCACCUGGAUGAAGUA